UGCUACCUUAUCCAAGUACCUUAAUUACACCUCAUUUAUUUCUCAAUCCACUAUCCAGCAAUAUCAUUUAUUCCAAAAGAAGAAAAGAAAGAAAAGAAAGGGUAGUACCACAUUCUAUACAUGUCUAAUGUCUAAUGUUUAAGAGCUGUGUCAUAAAGGAGUGUUUGUUCACAUUCUAUAGAUAUCUUUCUGUUCACACGUGUUUAUGUAUAUUCAAAACCUCACAUGAACCACCACCACAUUCAUUUCUCAUAACACAAACUUCUCUCUCUCUCUCUCGUCUUUUUUCCUCAUCCACUCAUGGCGGCUAUAGAAGAAUUACCUUCUUCCAUUCCUCACCCUUCUUCCAAGGAGAAAGUGGUGAUGGAUGAUAUGAUGGAAAAGGGUUUACAAAGAUUUGGUUGGUUAGAAUUUGUGCAGUGCAUUCUUGUUUCAUUUGCAUCCUUCUUUGAUGCACAGCAAUCAUUCCUAACGAUUUACACCGAAGAAUACCCGACAUGGCAUUGCACAGAUUCAACAUUAUGCAACUCAGAUUCUAAUAUCUGCAAUAUCCCUAAAUCUUCAUGGUCAUGGGAUGGACCAUCACACAAAACAGUCAUAUCACAAUGGAGUCUUGAGUGCGCUAGUAGUUUCAUUACUGGUUUACCGCAAUCUUCGUUCUUCAUUGGUUGUUUUUUCGGUCUGUUUCUUCUCACAACUUUAGCUGACACUUCACUUGGAAGAAAGAACACACUUGUUUUGUCUUGUUUAUCGUCGUCUAUAGUUUCGAUUCUCAUUGUUUUCUCUCCCAAUAUUUGGAUUUACUCGGCUUUUAAAUUCUUGAUCGGCUUCUUUCGUUCGUCGAUUGGAACGUGUGUUUUAGUUUUGAUCACCGAGAAAGUUAGUACUGAAUGGAGGUUCACCGUUGGUAUGGCCGAAUACUUAUGCUUCUUAUUAGGGACUAUGUCGCUGCCUGGUAUAGCUUAUGCCAAUAGAUUAAAUUCAUGGAGAUUGGUUUACAUCUGGACGUCGGUUCCUGCUAUUUGUUACUCGGUUCUUGCUUAUAUCUUUGUUACCGAGUCUCCGAGGUGGCUUCUAAUGCAAGGAAGACAUCAAGAAGCUAUGGCAAUGCUUACCGGAGUUUCUUCAUUAGAAAAUGGUCAUGAUUUGACAGUAGGUUUGAUAGAAGCUCCGAUGAAUAAACAAAAGGCUUCGUUUUUCCACCUCUACUCCUCGAUCGUGGAGUUGUUUGGUAGAGGUUGGGCUUUAAAGAGAAUGGUGGCCGUAAUGGUGCUUGGCAUUGGAAUUGGAAUGGUGUAUUUUGGUAUGCCAUUAGCAGUUGGGAACUUAGGAAUGGAUAUUUACUUGGCCGUUGUGUUCAAUGGCUUAAUGGAAAUACCGGCUUGUCUGGCUGCCUAUUUCUUGGAGAAUCGUCAAAGAAAGCCAUCAAUUCUUAUAUUUUCAGUAGCCAGUGGCAUAUGCUGUAUAAUGUGCGUUGUUGUCGGAUCGGGAAUACAAGAAAUUAGAGUCGGAUUAGCGAUGACAUCGUUUUUCAGUGCUUGCACAGCUUUUAAUGUGUUUCUCAUUUACAUUCUUGAGCUAUUUCCAACCAGCGUAAGGAACACGACAACCUCAUUGGUCAGACAAGCUAUUGUUAUCGGUAACAUUUUCACCCCAUUUUUGAUAUCUGCCGGGAGGAAACAUGACAUUUUCUCUUACGGCGUGUUUGGAGUAGUUAUCUUGUUGUCGAGUUUUACAUUGCUUGGUUUGCCUGAGACAAGAGGGUUAGCUCUUUGUGAUACCAUGGAUCAACAAGAGAAGAAAGACAAUAUGUUGGUAUAAUAUAAUUUGGUAACGUUGUCUGUCUACUACUAUGUUUUUAGUUUCCAUAAUGAUGAUCUUGCAUUUUUAUUUUUGAAGCUUAUGUAAUGAUUGCAUUUAUAAUGACGAUGAGUUUGAAAGAA
This is a messenger RNA of Lathyrus oleraceus (garden pea), 1943 nucleotides long. RefSeq names its product organic cation/carnitine transporter 3. The record is from RefSeq and is a predicted model, not a curated record. Gene Ontology annotation, biological process: transmembrane transport. Bases 301 to 1821 code for a protein of 506 amino acids. Gene Ontology annotation, molecular function: transmembrane transporter activity. Gene Ontology annotation, cellular component: membrane. NCBI's taxonomy places the organism in Eukaryota, Viridiplantae, Streptophyta, Magnoliopsida, Fabales, Fabaceae. The transcript has 2 exons.